UAGCAGUCAGCGUGUAAAUGUGAACUGAAAUUACGUUUAUCCACUGGAGCAACCGAUAUAGAGUGUCUAUAUACAGCGACUGACUUGGGAGUAAAGGACAUUUUUCCAAGGAGGACAAAACACCAGAAAGCUGAAAGCCAGGGAUAUAUUGACUGAAAAAUAAGCGAUAGAGGCUGCACAUUCUUGGUCCAAUAAAGAGGAUAGUGUUUCUUUGAUUGUUUGAUUGUGCUGUGGUCUGCUGAAGAGCGGAGAGUGGAUUGAGAAGAGUAAAAGAGUGUAUAUUAGAAAAGAGAGACUGUUGCACAAUGUGCUAGGAGAGCGGCGGGAGACAGUGUGUUGUUUUUCUGAUAUUGUCGAAGUGUCGGAGAGACGGGAAAGGACGCAGCAAUGGGGCGGAAGAAGAUACAGAUCACCAGGAUCAUGGAUGAGAGGAACAGACAGGUUACCUUCACAAAGAGGAAGUUUGGCCUGAUGAAAAAGGCCUAUGAGCUGAGCGUACUAUGUGACUGUGAGAUUGCCCUCAUCAUUUUCAACAGCUCUAACAAAUUGUUCCAGUACGCCAGUACAGACAUGGACAAAGUGUUGCUGAAAUAUACAGAGUACAACGAGCCCCAUGAGAGCAGAACCAACUCUGACAUUGUAGAGAAAUUGAGAAACAAAGGCCAUAAUGACUGUGCUAGUCCUGAUCCUGAUGACUGUUUUGGGCACAGCCCCCUCAUGGACGACCAUUUCGGCAAACUAAGCGAAGAGAGUGAUUUAAUGUACAAGCGCUGUGGUGCGCUAAACAAGAAAGAACACAGAGGUUGUGAUAGCCCGGACCCCGAUGCCUCAUAUGUCCUCACUCCUCACACAGAAGAGAAAUAUAAAAAAAUUAAUGAGGAGUUUGAUAAUAUGAUGAGAAAUCAUAAAAUCCCCACAGCAUUGCCUCAGCAGAACUUCUCGAUGCAUGUGGCAGUGCCCGUAUCCAAUCCUAAUGCCAUGUACCAGCCAGGAGGGACUCUGGGCAGCCAAGCCCUGGCAGCAGCCACAGCCUCUCUGAGUGACAGUGGGAUGCUAUCCCCUCCACAGGCCUCUCUGCACAGGAAUGUGGGCUCUAGUGGAGGUCCCCAGAGGCCCACCAGUGCAGGCAGUUCAGGGAAUGGUUUUGUUAACUCCAGGGGCUCUCCAGGCCUCCUCAGCACACCCAGUGGCAAUGGCCUGGGAAAAGUCAUGCCCACCAAGUCUCCACCACCCCCUGGAGGGAAUAUGGGAAUGGGAAGCCGCAAGCCAGACCUAAGGGUUGUUAUCCCUCCAUCUAGCAAAGGGAUGAUGCCCCCACUGAACACCCAGAGGAUAAGCAGCUCCACCCAGCCGCUGGCCACUCCAGUAGUGUCUGUCACCACCCCCAGCUUACCCCCACAGGGCCUGUCCUACACAGGCAUGCCCACCUCCUACAACCCUGCUGAGUACUCCCUGAAUAGUGCAGAGAUCUCCUCCCUACAGGGCUUUAGCUCUCCUGGGCUCUCACUGGGCUCCAUGUCGGCAUGGCAACAGCAUCAACUGGGCCAGGCAGCUCUUAAUUCUUUGGUUGGUGGAGGUCACCUACCUCAGGGCUCCAACCUCUCUAUCAGCACCAGCCAGAGCAUAAACAUCAAGUCUGAGCCCAUUUCACCGCCACGGGAGCGUGUCACCCCCUCUGGCUUCCCCCUUCAGCAGCCGCAGCAAGGGUCCAGUCGACAGGAAGUUCUGGGACGUUCACCUGCUGACAGCCUCAGCUCCUCCUGUAGCUCUUAUGACGGCAGUGAUCGUGAGGACCAUCGGCCAGACUUCCACUCCCCGCUGGGGCUGGGCAGACCUCCGGCUGGAUCUGAGGACAGGGAGAGCCCCUCAGUCAAGCGCGUGCGCAUGGACACAUGGGUGACAUAAAGAGCCCUGAUCAAGCCUCCAGUCACCAGCCAGUUAGAGAGAGGGAGGGGUUAGACAUGGAGAUAAAAGAAAGAGCAAGGGUCUGUAGAGCUAUCAUUAUGAUACUAUUAUUCAACUCCAGUUCAAUUUUUAAGACUGAGUGGAAAAUGUAACAAGAAGUGUCAGGACAUAUCUAAAGUAAAUUCUCAAACUGAUACAGUAAGAUAAAACAAAUGUCACUUAGCUGGGCUGAAUUAUAUGCACAAGCAGGUGGUAUCAGGUACGUGGUGCAAUUCAGAUGACGUUUGCAGAAGAAAGUUGUUCAAAGAAAAUUGUUAAACAAUAGGCGGUAGAUUAUUGUAGUCACUGGUCUAGUCAGACACUUACAUGUAGUUGCUGUUUUGCUGUUGUGCUCGCAAAGUUGCAAACGAUCAGAGAAAGUUGUGUUGCUUUCAGGCUGAGGACCCUUACAUAUGAUGUUCACUGCAAGAACUAUCUUUUAAAAUCAUGCUGUAACCAUACAAGACCUUUAUCUCAAGUGGCCUCUUCUAAUUUAUUGAUUCAGUUGAUCAGGAGAUACAGAAAACGUGGAGUUAGUUAAUACUAUAUUGUAAUUUGGAUCAUACAGUUGAGACUACUUAUUGAGUACAUGAAACAAUACUGUUGGAGGUAAAAACACCAUAGCAACAGAAUAUAUUGCAAUAAUGACAUACUAUUCAUUUUAUAAUUUAAAAGAGUAGGAUAUAUUAAUGUGCAAUUCAAGAUAAUGCGGAAAUGUCUAGUUGAACUGGUGAGAAAAUCAACAUGUUCACAUUUGUGCAACAGUUCAUCAGUAAUAUAAGCCAAAGCUGUUCUUUUGUGUUGUUUUGUACAGUUGCUAUGGUUUCCUAAAAAUUCACUCAAAUGCACCAUUUUUGUCAUUGUUAUAUUUUCUUUUGUGCUUUAUUUCAAACAGUGUAAAAUCAUAUAAACCAGAUCUUGAAUCAAUAUUGAAAGCCAUGAACAUUUGCUGUUCUGUUUGUACAAUUGAAAAUUUGAGCCAAACAUUUUCUUCUGUUAUGUAAAUAGCGACUUUAAUAUAUAUCACCGGGGUGUGACUACAUACUGAAUGUACUGUACGAUCACCGUUUUCAAGAAAAGUAUAUUUUUGUGGAUUACAGCCAAGUUUACAAGUGUAGACCCUUAAAAAGUAGAUCAUUCACUGGUCAAUAUUUGCUAUUUUGUUAAUGUUACUGUAAUCUCUCCUAAAUUGAAUUAUCAACAAAACCUUCCGUAUGUUUUAGUUCCAGGUGGUCAAUUUGUCUUUUCUCUCUUUAUUUGUGGUGACUGUUUGUUCUUAAGACAUUGGUAUAACAAUGCUGUGAGGUUGAAGUUCCACUAUUUUCAUAUUUGUGAAGGAUGAUCACAAGGCUAGGGGAAAUAGGGUUUCUUCCCUCCUAUUGUGUUAGCUUGUGUUAGUUGUAUACCAGCAGCUGCUGAAUACACUGCCAACAUUCAAAUCCAAGGUCCCAACCCCACAUUGAAGAAUAAUCUAUUGUUAAUGCAUGUAGCUCAACUGAAAGACAUGCCAUCUCUCAAGCCAUUUCCACUACCCUGUUUUUUGUUCAUUCAAUUUAAGCAAAAGACAUAAACAUGGCCGCAGACCUUGUCACAAAACUGAUCAUGCCUGUGCCCACAGGUGGUUGUAAAUAUUACAGUCUACUUAAAAUGUCAGUCAUAAUUAUGUACAAAAGUAGUCAUGUGUUUCCUCAAUUGGCUCCAGAAAUUCUAUCUUAUAUCCAUGCCCUAUUACUAGUAAGAAUCCUGUAUGCCUCGGAAAACUUAGGAGCCAGAAAGUCAAAAUCUGAAGGCGUUAAAGUCAUGUAUGCGGAAAGUUUUGUGACUGAUGCCUGUGUCACAUCACACAGAGACAGAAGGGGAAAAGGGGGCUGUGACUUGUUUUCUUCUCCAUCGUCACAGAAGCAAAUAUUUCAGCAGCUAAUUCAUAAAAACAACAACGCAAUGUCAUAAACUUCAAUCUCACUGCUGGAUUGCACAUAUUUGUAUGAGAAGUUUGCUGUACAUGGGAGGGUAACACUCUGCAUUUGCCGUGAUGCAUCUUGUGUGUUUCUGAGGUUUCUGUCCACUCCGACCCAUCAUCAGCUCCAUGGUAGUUUUAAGUAUAUGCUCGUAAUGAUCUAUGCAGUUUUUACCCCAAUUCACCUGACCAGUACAGAAUAUGAUGUCAUUGCCAUUCAUAUUCAGUCCACUAAGCAUUAGGAGGAAGCGCAUUUGAGGGUAGACUGUUAGCCUCUUAUUCUUAAGUGCCACAGCUGGACUACAAGUUACAAUAUAAUACAUUUUAUUAACUGAUUAAUUUGGAUACCCAGGGGCAAUCUGCUCAUGUCCAUAUACAUUGGUAGUCAUUCUCAACAUAAUAUAUAGCAAUGCAUAAUGUAAUGAUGUUUAACACAGCAGGUGAAAAUAGCAAUAACAAAUCAAUACAACAAAAAUUGUCUGCCUGUCUUGGCAGCAUCACCUCGUAGUUGAGCACAUACUGUACUUUAGCACUCAAUGACAUAUCAGGGAAUUUUGUAGGUUCUCUAUCUAUAUGCACAGUUAGGAAAUGCCUUAUCCCAAAGAAAAAAUGCACCACUUUUCUUUACUUUUACUCAGUUUAUUUAAUAAAACAUUAACAAUGCAGAUAAUCACUCAAACUUGACCACACCUGCCUCUUCUUCUCAUAAAAGACUCACACAAGAACAUGCACGGAAAAUGCACCGUGAUACACUUUGCUCUUUUGGUAUAUGUCCAAAUUGUGCACAACUGAUGAAUGUGAAAGGAAAGGAUAAUCAAUGAACCUUUGUAGAGAACUUUCUUCACUUUGCUGUGCAAGAGUACACUGCUUUGCUUCAUGGCUUUUAUAAACAGAACUAUGUGUUUGGUAAGUGUUUGUAGUUUAUAGUUCACUUAACUAAAGAAGCUGUUUUCGGUUUGAAUGCUCAGACCGUUUGGCGGCACAAGCUGGACUUUGUUGCCAAUAAUGAAAUUAUUUGUUUCAGAAAUCAAAAGAGAUUUUAAGUUAAUCUACAUUUUAUUUCCCUUGAAUGUUAUUUUAUUUUCAUCAUACAAUAAAUAUUCAAGUGAACUUUUUAUUAAACAAUUAAAAUACUAUGCUAGAUAUUGUUGUACAAAAUUUGUAUUCUUCACAAAAGUACAAAUAUUGGCUUUUAAUGUGUAAUUUAGGUUAUCUCUCUUAUUCUGUAUAAAAUGAAGUAAACGACUCUUACAUAGAAUUUGUUCUCCUGUGAAGUCCCAAACAGUAGAAACUGUCAACUUUAUUAAACACCUCAGUGUAUGCUCAA
Molecule: messenger RNA, 5228 nt
Organism: Scomber scombrus (Atlantic mackerel)
Lineage: Eukaryota; Metazoa; Chordata; Actinopteri; Scombriformes; Scombridae
Gene: mef2aa
Product: myocyte enhancer factor 2aa
Exons: 11
Coding region: 388-1905 (505 amino acids)
Biological process (GO): cell differentiation; heart development; positive regulation of transcription by RNA polymerase II
Molecular function (GO): protein dimerization activity; RNA polymerase II cis-regulatory region sequence-specific DNA binding; DNA-binding transcription factor activity, RNA polymerase II-specific
Source: RefSeq, a predicted model, not a curated record